AUGUAUUCCUCUCCAAAGGAACAAGAUAUGUCCGAAUCCGAGACUCAUCAAGGGGAAUAUAAGAACAAAUUAUCAAAAAAUAAUUUGAGUUCUCAUUAUUCUUUUGAAAAAAAUAAUACUGAAGAUAUGUCCGUGGGACAUUAUAAGAAUGAGAAUAAGUUGAAUGAUUUUAAACCUAUGAUAGGAAAUAACCUCAUUUCAACUAAUACAUCAGAUAAGGAUAAUAUGGUAAAUGAAGAUGACAAGAAUGAUAUAAAUAAUAAAGAAAAUGAAGAUAAAGAUGACAAGAAUAAUAUUAAUAAUAAAGAAAAUGAAGAUAAAGAUGACAAGAAUGAUAUAAAUAAUAAAGAAAAUGAAGAAAACAAAGAUAAUAUAAAUAAUAAAGAAAAUGAAGAUAAAGAUGACAAGGAUAAUAUAAAUAAUAAAAAAAAUGAAGACGACAAAGAAAAUAUAAAUAAUAAGGAUAUAUUACCAUGCGUAGAAAAUAAUAAUGUAUUAUUAAAAGGGGGAAAUCAAAAUUAUUCAGAUAAUAAUGAAGAAAGGGCUGUGUCCAAUAAUGAUAUUUCUCAACAUGUAAAUUGUUCUGAAAGUAAGAAUGAAUCAGAUCCACUUAAAAAUAAAGUGCAAGUAGUGGAACAUAUGAAUGAUAUAAAUAAGACCUCGAAUGAAAAACAAAUCAUAAUUAAUAACAAAGAUCUUAUUGGAUGUAUUAACUCAUUAGAAGAAAUUAAUUCAAGAUAUCAAUGUAGUUUAGAUGGAGAUAGAGUAUUAAAUAUCGAAACGAGUGCAGGAAUAAAUACUUUAAAUUACAAAAAUAUAUCAGAGGAAGAAAAUCGAUUAAUCAGAAUAAAGGAUAUGCGUUAUCAAAAUAAUAGACGUAAUGAAAAUAUUAUGGGUGAUAUAGUUGUUUUAAAUGAUUCAAAUAAAGAUGCUUUAUAUGUAGAUUUGUCUUUAAAUAAUAGUAGACAUAUUAAUUUUGAAACAUUUGAACAUAGUGGGAAGAUAAUUAGUGAUAUAUAUAAAUUAUUGAAAAAAAAUGUUUUAAAAAAGAUAAUAAGAAAUAAAAAAAAAAAAAAAUUUUAUUCAAGUAAUAACAUAAAAUAUCAUCCUACAUAUCAGAAGAACAUUUCAUCUAAAACUACAUUUACAAGUAAUGCUCUUAUAUUAUCUGGUUUUUCUAAAGAUGAAGAUUAUAUAUCCUUAAAUGGAAAUAAAAUAAAUAAACAAAUAAUAUAUGAUUACAUAAAAAAAAAUGGAAUAUGUCCAAAUAUAGAUAACACAUUAAUGUUAGUUCAGGAUUCCUUAAAAAGAGCUAUAGAAAGACAAAGAUAUUUUUUUAGACUUUCGAAAUUUUAUUUUAAUAAACAUAAAAACAAAGCUUAUAAACGUCUAUUAAAACAAAUAAAUAAAAAAUUAAUAAUAAAAUCUGAUAAGAACUUUAUACUAUCUAAUGACGAAUUUGAAUGUAAUUCAACAAUAUCUGAAAUUGUAGGAUUUAAUAAAAAUGAUUUACAAAAUGAAUUAAAGUCGUAUAAGGUUAGAUCUUAUGAUGAUAUGGAUUUUUAUAUAUUAAAGAAUAAAAAUAACCUUCAAAUACAUAAUCAUAAAUAUGUAAAAUCUGUAUAUUAUAAUAAAUCAUAUUAUUUUUUGUAUUGUCCAAAUAAUGAUGAUGAGAAUGUUUCAAAAAAUCCAUUAUAUUAUUUAGGAGGUUAUCAUAAUAACAAUCAAAAAAAUGUGAAACCACCCCUUCAAAAUAUUAAAACAAACAAUGAAUUAAUUCGUAAUGAUCAAAUCGAAUAUGAUAGAGAAAAUGAAAAACAUGUGUCUAGUUCUUUACACAAGAAUAAACAUAUUACAGUUAGAGAUGUUAGUGUUCAGUGUAAUGAAAUACGUUCUAAAAAAGAAAAACCAAAUAAGGACAUGGAUAUAAAAUGUUAUAGAUAUUAUAGUCCUUAUACAAUACCUAAAUUAAAUAAAGAUGAAUUUAUAAAUUUAGGUGACAUAAAAGAUUUUAGCAUAUCUGAUUACAUGUCAAGGUAUAUGAAAAAUAAUACACAUGAUAAAAAUCAUAUAUGUUGUUUAAAUGAAAUUAUGAAUCAUAGACAUAUUUGUGAUUUACAAAAUUUUAGCCACAAUAAUCAUAUAAGACAUAAUUGCAAUCAUAUAUGUAAUUUAGAACAUCAUAAUGAAAAAAAAUAUGAUGUAGAAGAAAAACCAACAGAUAAUUACAUUCAACAGAGCUCAUCAAAUAUAGAUUUGGAUGAUAACUAUAAAGGUUCUUAUAUAAGAUGCAAAUGUUUAGAAAGAAAUAUGUUCAAUAAUCACCAUCUUUAUUGUACUAAUCAUUUGUGUAACCUACCUUACUACAACCAUCCUUUAGAUGCUUAUAUAAAUCAGAAUAAUGUACAUUGCUUUUAUCAUCAUCACCCACAUUAUAUGCUACAUAAUGUUAAUGAAAUGAACCUUAAGAAAUGUAUAGGCAAUAUAGAUAAUAGAAACAUAUGUCAUAUGUAUUUAAAUGAUGACGUAUCGAAUAUUUACAUGAAUAAAAGAAAUACGGAUGAGUACAAUACAGUGCAAAAUAAUAAAAAUAGGAGUAACAUAUUUUGUAAUAAUAAUGAGGAUAAUAAGGAAGAUGGAUAUAAUAGUAAAAAUUAUUGCAAAAUAGAUGAGAAAAAUGAAGAAGAAAAGAAUAUGGAAAAUCAGAUCCAGAAGAAGGUAACAAAUAAUGCUAAAAAAAAGAAGAAAAUGAAGGUAAAAAAAAAUAAGAUAAAUAAAAAAAAAAAUAAGAGAGAAAAAAAAUUCAUGAAAAAAAUAAAAAAUUUAUUAAAUAAAAAAGCAGUAUUAAAAUAUAUUAAAAAAAUUUCAUUAUCUUCAUCUUCUUCUUCUUCAUCUUUUAUAACACAAAAAAAUAAUUGUAGAAAAAAAUGCUCAAGCACAAAUAAUAAAGAUAAUAAUUGCAAUCAAAAUACAUUUUCUGAUAUAAAAAAUAGCAAUAGUUUAGAUAUAUCAUGUAAUGAAAAUAAUGUUAUACCUUAUAAUAAAGAAUAUAAUACUUAUUAUUCUAAUAGUACUCAUCUCAAUUGUUUAGGCUUGAAAGGUAGUUGCGACAGAAUACCAUAUUCUCCUAUGAUAUUUAAUAAUAACAUUGAUAUGGAAUAUACAUCAAAAAACAAUGAACAUUCUGAUAUUAAAAAUAAUGAGGUAUACUGCAUAAAAUGUAAAGAUGAUCUUCAAAAGAAUAAAAUGAAUAAUAUUCACUUAGAUAAAUUAAAAAUAAACAAGAAUAACAAAUAUAAUCUUAUAGACAAAAUUAAAUCAUAUUUAAAUACUCAAAACAAAAAUAAACCAAAGGAAAUAUUAAGAUCUAAUAUAAAAAAGUACUCAUUAUUUUGGAUACAUAAAUAUUAUAGAAUAUGUAAAAUGUGGCUAAGAGAAAAAAUGAAAAGAAGAAACGAAAGGUUUUUAUGGUAUAAAAAAUGGACAAUGAAAUCGAAAAAUGAACAAGAACAAAUAUAUAAAAAACAUGAAAACAAAAAAAAUAUAAGUAAUAUAUUUAAAAAUUCUAAUACUUUAAAUCCAAAUAUAUUACAAGAAGAUAAGACCAUAGAAGAACAACAAUGUAUUAAUGAUUAUGAAAAUGAUGGUAUACAACACUCUGAAAUAUUUAAUUUAAAAUAUAGACAUGAUUGCAUUAAUAAGGAUAUGACAAGUAGUCAAAGUUUUAUAAUGAAUCAUGAAACAGUAGAUGAAAAUAAUAAUGAUGAAUAUAUAAAUAAUGUAGAAUUAAAUAUACAAACAGAAAACAAUAAUUUUAAUCCUAUAUCUACACAAAAAAUGGAUGAUAAUAAAAUAUAUAAAGAAUCUGAAAUGGACAGAGAUGCAUAUGUACACCAAGAACAGCAUAAUAUUAUGAUCAAUUAUGAUAAUGUUUCAAGAAAUAAUCAAGUAGGAUUAGAACAAAGUUGUAACAUAGAUAUGUUAAAUGAAAAUAAUUUAUAUCAUAUUAAUAAUAAUAAUAAUAAUUAUAUCAUUAAUAAGAUAGAAGAAGAUGUGGAUAAACCAUUAUGUGUAGAAAGUACAAAUAAAAAUUUUAGUUUUUCAAAUAUUGAAAUCAAUGAUUCUUAUAAAAAUGAGGAAUUUCAAAAUGUAUCUUAUGUGGAUAAUGAUAGAAAUUUUGUAUUAAAUGAAAAGGUAAAUUAUAUGAAUAAUAUGGAUAACAUAAGCAAUAUGAAUUAUAUGGAUAAUAUGGAUAAUAUGAAUAAUAUGGAUAACUAUUAUUAUGGUGUAAAUAAUAAUAUGCAAAUAUAUCAAGAUAAUAAUAACCUUUCCAAUGAUUUCCAUCAACACAGAGAAAUAUUAUUGAACAAUAGUAAUAUAAAUGAAAAUAAUAUGAUGCAUCAAUAUUCAUCAGCUAAUUAUGAAAAUAAGAAUAUAGAUAUGCAACCUUUCAAUAAUUAUGCCAUAUCAAAUAAUAAUAUAAAUUAUGAUAUAAUAAAUUCUGUGGAAGAACAUAUAGAAUCUUCAAACUAUAAUUCUUUAAACGCAAAUUUUCCUAACAUUAUAAAUGAAAAUUAUGUUCAUGAGAAUAUAGAGGAUAAUUCAAAUAGAAUAAGAAAUUUUGUUUUGAAUAAUAACAUAAAGGAAGAAGAAGAUAUUUGUUUAUUAAAGUAUGAAAAUAACUAUAAUGCAGAAUCAGAUCAAAAUAUUAACAUAACAAAUAAUGAUAAUAUGAGUUACAACAAUAAUGUGUCUAAUAAUUAUUCUACAAAUUUUUUUAAAAAUAGAGGUUGUGUCUAUGUAGAUGGAAAUGUGAAUAACGAAAACAUUUAUUAUGGACACCAAAAUAUAUAUGUUCAAAAUUUAAUACAUGAAGAUCAAAAUAUUUAUGAGCAAAAAAAUGUGGAUAUGAAAAUUGAAGAAACUAUACCAAAUGUGGUAAAAAAUAAUGAAAAUGAUAGAAUGAUCGAACAUUUGCCUUCAUUAAAUUUAGAAGAUACGAAUAUGGAGGAAUAUAAAUUAAAAUUUGAUAUGAGAAGUAGGUCUAUAUCAAACGAAGAAUUUAAUUUUAUGAAUAUAAAUAAUAAUAAUAAUGAUAUCCCAAUUACAUGUGAUAAGAAGGAAAAUGAACACAAUAUGUAUUACAUUCAUGAUGAUAAAUCAGAAGAAAAAGUAUCCUGUAAUAUUAUUAAAUCAGAAGAAGAAUCAAAUAAAAAUUUGGUAGAUAUGAAUAAGUACAAUUUGUAUUAUAGUUGUAAAGGAAAUGAAAUAUCAAAUGUGAAUACAAAAGGGGUUACUACAAAUGAAGAGGAUAUAAUGCACUCCAAUAAUGAUAAUAUAAAUUAUAUAAAUGAUGAGAACAUGAAUAGUAGUAAUAUAUAUAACAAUGUAUCUAAUGUGAAAGAAAUUGGUACUAACGUAUAUAAUGAUAUACAUCCAAAUGAUGGAGAAAAUUUGCAUAAUCCUUUAGAAGAAGUUCAUUUUGAUCCAAAUGAAAUAAACUUUGACAAUUGUACAAAUAUAGGAAAUGAUAUGUAUGAUAAGGGUAUAGAUUAUUUGAUAAAUUUACAAUAUAAUUUAAAAACAGAAUUGGGUUUGGAAUGUAUGAAGAAUGAUGAAAAUGAUGGUGAAAAUGAUGGUGAAAAUAAUGGUGAAAAUGAUGAUGAAAAUGAUGAUGAUGAAGGUGAUAGUGAAAAUAAUGGUGAAAAUGAUGGUGAAAAUGAUGGUGAAAAUGAUGGUGAAAAUGAUGAUGAAAAUGAUGGUGAAAGUGAUGAUGAAAAUGAUGGUGAAAGUGAUGAUGAAAAUGAUGGUGAAAGUGAGAGUAAAAAUGAUGAUGAAAGUGAGAGUAAAAAUGAUGGUGAAAGUGAGAGUAAAAAUGAUGAUGAAAGUGAGAGUAAAAAUGAUGGUGAAAGUGAGAGUAAAAAUGAUGGUGAAAGUGAGAGUAAAAAUGAUGGUGAAAAUGAUGGUGAAAAUGAUAAAGAUAAUGAUGAUGAAAAUGAUGGUGAAAAUGAUGGUGAAAAUGAUAAAGAUAAUGAUGAUGAAAAUGAUGAUGAAAGCGACGAUGAAAGUGAUGACGAAAGUGAUGACGAAAGUGAUGAUGAAAACGAUGAUGAAAGUGAUGAUGAAAGCGAUGAAGAUUAUGAUGAUGAAAGUGAUGAAGAUAACAAUUCUGGAAAUCAUGUUGAAAAUGAAAGAAAUAAUAAUCCAAAUGUAUAUAUGAAUCAUAAUUAUAUAGGAAAUGCAUAUAAUAAUAUCCUUCCAUAUGAAAAUAAUAAUUUUAUGGCUAAUUAUAAUGGGGGUAAUGAUAAUAUUAAGAAAUAUAAUAAUGAACAAAAUUAUAAUGUUCAUAACUAUAAUAGGAAUGAUAAUUCUCAACAAAAUUAUAAUAUGAACAACUAUAAUAUGGGGGAUAAUAAUAGGAACAACUAUAAUACUGGAAAUUCUAGAAUAAUAUACUAUAGCAUCGUAGAUAAUAAUAUGAACAAUUAUAAUACCGUAAAUGAUAAUAUGGACAACUAUAUUAUGGUAGAUAAUAAUAUGAACCAGUAUAAUAUGGGGGAUAAUAACAUGAACAACUAUGAUAAUGGAAAUUCCAACAUAAUUUACUAUAAUAUGGUAGAUAAUAAUAUGAACAGAAAUAAUAUCGUGAAUGAUAAUAUGUACAACUACAAUACUGUAAAUGAUAAUAUGAACAACUACAAUAACUUAAAUGAUAAUAUGUACAACUACAAUACUGUAAAUGAUAAUAUUAACAACUACAAUAACUUAAAUGAUAAUAUGAACAACUACAAUAACUUAAAUGAUAAUACGAACAACUACCAUACCGUAAAUGAUAAUAUGAACAACUAUAAUAACUUAAAUGAUAAUACGAACAACUACCAUACCGUAAAUGAUAAUAUGAACAACUAUGAUACUGGAAAUUCUAACAUAAUUUACUAUAAUAUUAUAGAUAAUAAUAUGAACAACUAUAAUACCGUGAAUGAUAAUAUGUACAACUAUGAUACUGGAAAUUCUUACAUAAUUUACUAUAAUAUGGUAGAUAAUAAUAUGAACAGAAAUAAUAUCGUGAAUGAUAAUAUGUACAACUACAAUACUGUAAAUGAUAAUAUGAACAACUACAAUAACGUAAAUGAUAAUAUGAACAACCAUAAUACGGUAGUUUAUAAUAUGAGCAACUAUAAUAUAGUAGAUAAUAAUAUGAACAAUUAUAAUACCGUAAAUCAUAAUAUGAACAACUAUAAUAGGGUAGUUUAUAAUAUGAGCAACUAUAAUACCGUAAAUGAUAAUAUGAACAACUACAAUACCUUAAAUGAUAAUAUGAACAACUAUAAUACGGUAGAUAAUAAUAUGAACAACUAUAAUACCGUAAAUGAUAAUAUGAACAACUACAAUACCUUAAAUGAUAAUAUGAACAACUCUAAUAUGGCAGAUAAUAAUAUGUACAACUACAAUACCGUAAAUGAUAAUAUGAACAAUUAUAAUGAUCGUAAUAAUAAUAUGUAUACCUUUAAUGCUGAAAAUUAUGAUAUGAAUUUAUACAACCAAAAUAAUAUUGGUGGCAACGGUUUUAAUAAUAAUGGGAUAUAUAAUAACACGAAUGAACAGGAAAAUAAUAACUUUAUUCCUCAUCACAAUGAAAUGAAUAACAAUAAUCAUAAUUCUUAUGAAUUAAAUGAGCAAUCACCUUAUCAUAAUGAAAAUAAUUAUGAGGUAAAUAAUAUGCAGCAUACAUAUAACAACCAAUACUUACAGAAUAUGGGUUCUUCUACGGCGAAUAGAAAUAACAUGAUGCAAACACCAUACAAUGAAAUUCAUGAUAAUUUAUAUAGAAGAUAUGAUGAUAUUCAUAAUACGAAUGAUUCUCUAGAAUUCUAUGUAAACAGAUACAAUAAUUGUCAAAAUUGUUCUAAUAAUACUACUAAUAAUAACAAUAAUAAUAAUAAUAAUAAUAAUAAUAAUAAUAAUAAUAAUAAUAAUACUAAUAAUAAUACUACUACUAAUAAUAAUAAUACUACUAAUAAUAAUAAUACUACUAAUAAUAAUAAUAAUGAACAAAAUAGUACAAUAAAUAAUACACUACAUAAUACACACAAUCUUAUGAAACAAAUAUUGCGUUUAAUCGUAGGAAUUACAUUAAAUAUAAGAUUGUUGAAAAAUAUUCUAGUAUUUCAUACAGAAACAAGAAGAAUCUAG
Plasmodium adleri (nom. inval.) is the source of this 8193-nucleotide messenger RNA. Its product is annotated as conserved Plasmodium protein, unknown function. The record is from RefSeq and is a predicted model, not a curated record. NCBI's taxonomy places the organism in Eukaryota, Apicomplexa, Aconoidasida, Haemosporida, Plasmodiidae. The coding region runs from base 1 to 8193 and encodes 2730 amino acids. The transcript is spliced from 2 exons.